AUGACGCCUCUUCACUCGUCGCUCAGCGCUCUUCGCUCAGCCGACGACUUUCAGCUUGACCACCAGAUGCCUGAUCAUUCAUCGCCUGAGGAUCCGGCGGCUCGAACUGCAGCAGACCUGGCCUACGCGGCCUACGGAGACCAGGUUAAGAUCGACAGCGCGCUGUGCAAGAAGCUCGCCGCUGAAGUUGCGCUGCGAGAGCCCACUCAGCGCCGCGUCGACCAGAAGCUUAACAUUGAACGUCGAAGCAACGUUGAGGCUUUGCUCGCUCACAUGACGGGACAGACUGCCCCAAAACCGUGCAAGAACUGCCACAAGGGCCAUGGACCCUGGACCCAGUGCGUUGUGUAUGACGGCCAGAUGUGUGGAAGCUGUACGAACUGCUGGUUCAACGCAAGUGGCUCAAGAUGCACGUUUCAUGAGAACAACCAUCCGCAGCCGCAGACCUUGUUCGCAGCCUCUGUCGCUGCUUCGGCAAAUCUCAUGUCUUUUCAACAACCUGCCCUCUCGCAGUCCACGUCGCCCAACGCGAAUCUCAAUCUCUCCGCAGACAUCACGCACUGGGGCCUGUCUGAGUCGACCAAGCAGUUGAUUACCCAGACAAUCACUGACGUAGCCACCUUCUCCCGAAGGGACCGUUUUCUUGCGCGAAUCGAGGCCGCUGCUAAGGAGCUCGGCAUGCGAAUCGCAGAAUACGAGGAGUUUCUGAGGACUCCCGAGGGCAUGGCGGAGCAGAAUGCUGCCUUGGAGAGGGAGCGGGCGCAGAAUAGUCACACUCAGGCUACUGAGGCUUCGAUGGCUGAUGCUCCUCCUGACGAAGUCCUGGGUUGA
Messenger RNA from Trichoderma virens Gv29-8, 831 nucleotides. RefSeq lists its product as uncharacterized. The transcript is spliced from 2 exons. NCBI's taxonomy places the organism in Eukaryota, Fungi, Ascomycota, Sordariomycetes, Hypocreales, Hypocreaceae. The coding region runs from base 1 to 831 and encodes 276 amino acids. The record is from RefSeq and is a predicted model, not a curated record.